Messenger RNA from Vigna unguiculata (cowpea), 1275 nucleotides. RefSeq lists its product as uncharacterized. The record is from RefSeq and is a predicted model, not a curated record. Lineage: Eukaryota; Viridiplantae; Streptophyta; Magnoliopsida; Fabales; Fabaceae. Gene Ontology annotation, molecular function: zinc ion binding.
AUGAGAGAUAAUCCAAGUACUAGGGCUAUGGAUAUUCGUAAGAAAAUCUCAAGAAAGUGGAAUAUGAAUGUGACUAAGUCAAUGUCACGUAGAGCAAGGGCAUUGGCCAAUGAGGAAGUUGAAGGUUCUUUUAAUGAACAAUUUAAAAGAAUAUAUGAUUAUGCCCAUGAAAUUCUGAGAUCUAAUCUGGGAUCAACUGCAAAGGGUUUGCUGCCUGCUGUACAAGACAUUUUGUCAGGAGCUGCUCAGAGAUUUUGCAUGCGUUACUUGUAUGCAAACUUUAGGAAAAAAUUCCUAGGAAAAAAUCUGAAGAAUCUGAUGUGGAAGGCUGCAGUGAGUACUUAUCCACAACAAUGGGAAACAACUAUGCGGAUGAUUAAAGAAGUUAACUUGGAGGCAUUCAAGCAUCUAAUAGCCAUACCUUCUAGGUCUAGGUUCAACCCAAGGUCUAUGUCUGACACAUUAGUGAAUAAUAUGAGUGAGGCUUUCAAUGGUGUGAUUGUUGAGGCGAGGAGCAAGCCUAUCAUAACUAUGAUGGAACAAAUUAGAGUUUAUUUGAUGGAUGGAUGGGCCACCAACAGAUCAAAGGUGACUGCAAUAGAAGGGCCAAUCUGCCUAAGAAUUAAAUCAAGAAUGAAAGAGGAAUCUAAAGAAACCAAAAAUUGGUUACCAAGGUGGUCUGCAGAAAAAAAUUUUGAGGUUAGGCACACAUUCAAUGGGGAGAAAUUUGUUGUUAACCUAGAUACCAGGGAGUGCAGCUGUAGAAAAUGGAGUAUCACAGGGCUGCAUUGCUGUCACUCAUUGGCUGCAAUGAAAUUCUUGAAUUUGGAUGAAGAAGAGUUCAUACCUCUAUGCUUCAAGAUGUCAACAUAUGAGGAGACUUACCAGCCAAUAAUAUACCCAACCAAUAGACAACACCAGUGGGAUGCCACACAAUAUCCAGAUGUUUUACCUCUACCAAAAAGAAUCCUACUAGGCAGGCCAAAAAAGAAAAGACGUCUAGAAGCUUGGGAAAUGAAGAAGAAAGAUAAACAUGUUAUAUCUGUGAAGAGAUCAUGUGUACGAAAAAAAUGUGCUAUAUGUAUGGAAGUUGGCCAUUUCAAAAAAACUUGCCCCCUUUGGCCUAAAGAGUAUGGACCUGCACCUGCACCAGCUUCUGCACCACAAACAAGAAUUGCAUCUGCAUCCUUUUUGUUAUCACCAUCUUCAAUGCACCAUUUAAAGAAAUUGCACCCAUAUGAAGCUCCACUUUCCACCCUGUUAUUCAAAAAAUAA